Messenger RNA from Megalopta genalis, 2781 nucleotides. The record is from RefSeq and is a predicted model, not a curated record. NCBI's taxonomy places the organism in Eukaryota, Metazoa, Arthropoda, Insecta, Hymenoptera, Halictidae.
AUAAAUAUUAUUUUUUAUAAUUUUAACACACUUUUUUUAUCGAUAGAAAAUAUAAAAGAAAAUCACGAUGACAGUUGAUAUAAUGGAAAUGUUAAAAGAACCACGAAUGAUAAAAGUAUGUGCACCAAUGGUCAGGUACAGUAAAUUACAAUUUAGAACCCUGGUGAGACAAUAUGAUUGUGACUUGUGUUUUACACCUAUGAUCCUAGCCGACUCGUUUGUUCAAUCCAACAAAGCUAGAGACAAUGAAUUUUCCAUUAAUAAAGAAGAUAAGCCCCUUGUGGUGCAAUUUGCUGCUAAAACUGUAUAUGACUUCCUUAAUGCAGCAGAGAUGGUUUCACCAUACAGCAAUGGUGUUGAUCUAAACUGUGGGUGUCCUCAACGUUGGGCAAUGAAAAAUGGAUAUGGUGCUGACUUGCUUAAAAAACCAGAACUUGUGAAAGAUUUAAUAUAUCAAGUGAGGAAUAGAAUACCAAAUCCCUUUACUGUAUCUGUGAAGAUACGAUUAUUGAAAGACAUUCAAAAAACUGUUGAAUUCUGUAGAAUUCUUGAGAAAGCAGGAGUUUCAUUUCUUACCAUUCAUGCAAGAACUCCGGAAAUGAGAAAUGAACCAAUCGAUCUAGAUAAUUUAAAAUUAGUGAGAGACAGUGUAAAAUUACCACUAAUUGCCAAUGGGGAUGUGAAAAGCUUGGAUAAUGCUAAGAAGCUUUUUGUGGAAAGUAAUUGUGAAGGAGUAAUGUCUGCGCGGGGAAUUCUAACAAAUCCAGCUCUCUUUUCUGGACAUUCAGUUACACCUUUGAGCUGUGUACAAAACUGGCUAGACAUUACAUCAACGAUACCAACCCAAUUUCUAUGUUUUCAUCAUCAUUUAGUAUUCAUGUUAGAAAAAUUACUUCCAAAAAAGAAUAGAAUGUGUUUCAAUAAUUUACAAAAUAAAUCAGCAGUAUUGGACUUUCUAGAUGAAUAUUAUGGUAUAAGACCAAAUGUCAAUCCCAAAUUAUCUGAACCUAUUAAUUGCAUUUUUCGUACUUCGAAUACAGAAUGUAAUAAUUGUAAUACAAAAGAAGAAGAUGAUCAAUCUAUGCAUUUUCUGGGAAAUAUAUUUGCUGAAUCAUAAGUCUAUUUAUUUGUUUGUUUUACGUGUAUAUGAAAUUAAAGGUAUUUGUAAUGAAAAUGUGUACAAUAGGACCCUAUAUAACGUGGGAACAUAAAAUAAAUAAAUAAUAUCAUGUACAUAUGUACAUAUAUAGAUACAUAUGUAGAUGUAAUUACUGAGCGCCACCAUGAUCCAAACAUGAAAUGUGUCGCUUAUCGUUUCCUAACCGCGAAAUUUCAUUGUCCUUUUAUACUUGAUUAAAAUGAAUGUUGGAAGCAAGUUUAAUCAAAAUAAUGUAAAUAAUUAAAUCUAAUAUUUCUAUGUAUCGAGAUGAAGAAUUUUGAACUGGUUUCAUAUCAUUUUUGGGUACUGAUACAAAAUGAUUUGAUCACUGGUGUCUAGUCAGAGGCAUACGUCCACUACUCUGAAAUAUAUCCAAAGAUAUAUAUUUAUCUCUAAUUGUGCCACAAAUAAAUUGGGCAAAGAAAAAUAUCUGCCGUAUUGUUAAAGAUGUACAAAUACCAAAAUACAAAGUCAUUGAGCUUUCAGCAGAUGAUGUACAAGCAACUCGAGAAGUAAUCUCUGAACAUGUGGUUCCUUAGGAAUAUGUUUAUCUGAACCACGUAGACCACUAUAUGAUUCUGAAAAAGCCAAUGCACUUAUUGUUUAUUCACCACCAGUGGUAUCAGAGCAUGAUGGAUUGAAAUUAGAUUUAACUAAACAACUUGUAGACGCUGUGGUAGAUCCUGUAUUAUAUAAUAUUUUAAAGCCUCAUUAACGUGAAGAUGUGAAAUUUAUAUACAAAUGUGUAACUGGAAAACGAAUAGAAGAUGCUUAUGGUUAUAUUAUGACUGACGAAAUGGGUCUUGUAAAAACCUUGCAGUGCAUAGCUCUUCUGUGGAACCUAUUGAAACAAGAAGAUUCCAAUGGUGCCUAAAAAAAGGAGAAUGUCUUCCUGCUUUGUCAACAAUCACACUUUUGAAAAAGCUGUGCUAUCAUCUUGAUUUAGUGUAUGCAAAAAUAUUACAGCAGCCAAAUGGAUUUGAAAAUGCUUUAAACUUAACGCCACCGAAUUAUAAUGCCAAAGAAAUUUUACCAGAACGGUUGGGAAGGUUGAUGAUAUUAGACUGCCUUUUAGUAUCGAUUAAAACGACAAUCAAUGAUAAAAUUGUACUAGUAUCAAAUUACACAUUAACUCUUGAUCUUUUUGAAAAAUGAUGUCACAAACGUUGCUACAAUUACGUUAGACUCGAUAGUACAAUGACUAUCAAAAAAAGGUCGAAAGUAGUGAAUAAGUUUAAUGAUUCAAAUAGUAGCGAUUUCAUUUUUAUGCUCAGCUCGAAAGCUGGCGGUUGUGAGCUGAAUCUCAUUGGUGCGAGUCGUUUUAUUAUAUUCGAUCCAGAUUAGAAUCCUGCAAAUUGCCAGAAUAUGGAGAGAUGGACAGAAGAAAUCAUGUUUUGUAUAUCGUUUCCUUUAUAUUGGUACAAUCGAAGAAAAUAUUUUUCACAGACAAGCGCAUAAAAAGAUUUUGAGUUCAAUUGCAGUUGACCCUGAAGAAGACAUUGUAAGGCAUUUCAUGUUGAACGAUUUGCCAAAUUUAUUUAAACUGGAAGAAAAUACAAUAUUUGAUACUCAUUCGAAGUAUGUAAAAAUAGUAGAGUAAUAAAUCAUUACAAAUAAGAAAA